GCAGAGCAGAGCAGAGCAAAGCAGAGCAGAGCAGAGCAGAGCUGAGCUGUGGACUGGACUGGACUGGACCAUGCUGUUGGCUGGACUGGACCAUGAUGAAUGCAUCCUCAAUGGGCUGGUGUGCAGGUGAGCCAACGUGAGAACCACCAGGCACCGCUUUCGCACAUGGGAACAGCAACCUUUAUGCGCAUUUUAACAGUUUGGAGACAUGUCUAGAGACAGCAUGACAGACACACGAGGAGUCCAUUCACCUAAGGAGAAUGGACACGUCCCCAGCUCCAGCACCAACUUCCCCCAUCCCCAUCCCUCUCAGCCUGAGGACAUACCCGACGACACCCCGGUGUCUUCGACCAGCGAGAUCACACACACCUGGGCUCACGUCGCCAAGACCUUUGUGCUCAUUUUCCCCAUUUAUGCACUUGGCUAUUUCGAGUUCAGCUUCUCCUGGCUGCUCAUUGGACUCGUUAUCUUCUUCUGGUGGAGGAGAAUCACUGGAGGGAAACACAGCAGACUGACCAGAGCUCUGGCUUUCUUUGAUGAAGAGGAGGAGAGAAGUAUCAAGCAGAACCUCGCCACCUCUGAUAUGCCACCAUGGGUCCAUUUCCCAGACGUAGAGCGAGUGGAGUGGCUGAACAAGACAGUGAAACAGAUGUGGCCGUACAUCUGCCAGUUUGUGGAGAAACUGUUCCACGAGACGAUCGAGCCGGCGGUGAAGGAGUCCAACGCCCACCUCAGCACCUUCUGCUUCAGCAAGGUCGACAUGGGAGACAAACCCCUGAGGGUCAACGGGGUCAAGGUUUAUUCAGAAAAUGUGGAUCAGAGACAGAUCAUCAUGGAUCUACAGAUCAGCUUUGUUGGCAACACCGAGAUCGACGUAGACAUCAAACGCUACUACUGCAAAGCCGGCAUCAAGAGCAUCCAGAUCCACGGCGUGUUGAGGGUGGUGAUGGAGCCGUUGCUGGGUGACAUGCCUCUCAUUGGAGCUCUCUCUGUGUUCUUUCUCAAGAAGCCACUUCUGGACAUAAACUGGACUGGCCUCACCAAUAUACUUGACAUUCCUGGACUCAAUGGUUUCUCUGACAAUCUGAUUCAAGACAUCAUCUACAGCUACCUGGUUUUACCCAAUCGUAUCACCAUCCCACUGGUCGGGGACGUGGAACUGGCCAAGCUACGCUUCCCCAUGCCAAAGGGAGUCCUGAGGAUUCACUUCUUGGAGGCUCAGGAUCUGGAAGGGAAGGACACAUUUCUAGGAGGGCUGAUCAAGGGCAAGUCUGACCCGUACGGCGUCCUGCAGAUCGGCAACCAGCUGUUCCAGAGCAAGGCGGUGAAGGAGACCCUCCAUCCCAAAUGGAACGAAGUUUACGAGGCUUUGGUGUACGAGCACUCAGGGCAACACCUGGAGAUUGAGCUGUUUGACGAGGAUCCUGAUAAAGAUGAUUUCCUGGGAAGCCUGAUGAUCGAUAUGACUGAGCUGCACAAGGAACAGAAGGUUGAUGAGUGGUUUGACCUGGAAGAAGCUCCCACUGGAAAACUCCACUUAAAACUGGAGUGGCUGUCUCUGCUCUCCACUCCUGACAAGUUGGACCAGGUGCUGCGAAGUGUUCGAGCAGACAGGAGCCUGGCCAAUGAUGGACUGUCGUCAGCGCUGCUGGUGGUCUUCCUGGACACAGCGAAGAACCUGCCUAGCGUCUUCACAGGCAGCUUAGGCUGCGGGAACUUAAGUGAGAGAAGAGCGUCGGGUCUAGUCUUUUGUGAGAGCAAUACGUCAGAGUAUAAAACAAUAUUUUCGGGAAAGAAGAGUAGCAGUGAGCCCUGUCCUUUUGUCCAAUUCACUGUUGGACACAAAACACUUGAGAGCAAGAUCCGGUACAAGACCAAGGAGCCUCUGUGGGAGGACUGCUUCUCAUUCUUUGUUCACAAUCCCAGGAGGCAGGAGCUCGAGCUGCAGGUAAAAGAUGACAAGCACAAAUGCAUCCUGGGUAAUUUGACGGUGCCUUUGAGCGGCCUGUUGGCGGAGGAGGACAUGACGCUGACUCAGUGCUUUCCCCUCAAGAACUCGGGGCCCAGCUCCACCAUUAAACUGAAGAUGGCCCUGAGGAUCCUGUCCCUGGAGAAGCAGGUAUCCUCAGACCAGCCCUCCUCCGUCCAGGUCAGGAAGUCUAGCGUGCCGCAGCCGACCCCGGCCCCCACCCAGAGACGAUCGGUCUCAGACUCCCCGCUGCCUCCGCCCACGCCUCCGCCACGUAUACACUCUUCCACCCUCACCCUCCAACACAGGGACGGCGAGCCGUACUCGGCCAGCCCUCUCCGCAGCGUCUCCAACCUGAGCACCUGCAUGUCGAGCUCCCAGAAGCACCUGCCUCACAAGGAGUCCACGCCGAGCCUGGCCUCGGACAUCUCCCUGCCCUUCGCCACCAUGGAGCUCCAGCAUCGGCUUCGCCAGCUGCAGAAUGGCUCGGCCCCCAGCCAGUACCCCCUGGGUGAGGUCCAACUGACUGUGCGGCACAGCUCCCAGAGGAACAAACUGAUUGUGGUGGCGCACGCCUGCCGUAACUUGAUAGCCUUCACCAAAGAUGGCUCGGAUCCCUUCAUCCGCCUCUAUCUGCUGCCUGACAAGAGCCGGACGGGGAGGAGGAAGACCAGCACGAUGAAGAGGACCCUCAACCCUGUUUAUGAUCAAACGUUUGAGUUUAGUGUAUCUAUGGUGGAGCUCCACAGGAGAACUCUGGAUGUAGCAGUGAAGAACGGAGGGAGCAUCCUGUCCAAACACAAAGGGCUUCUGGGAAAGGUGCUGGUAGAUUUAAGUGGGGAGGAUAUAUCAAAAGGACUCACACAAUGGUAUGAUCUGAGUGAAGAUGGUGUGUCGUCUCAAGGCAUAAGAAGUAUUCAAGACUCCCUCCUCACAUAGUGAAACCACCUGUAAUAUAGUGAUCUUGUUAUUAAUAUAAGGGGACAGCAAUUUGUUGUAAUCAUGUACAUUUUUCAUAUAGUUCCCAGAACUUAUUUCAGCAUGCAAAACGUUUUUUCAAACAUUUCCUAUCAUUAUUUCAUUAAUGGAAGAUAUUGUAACAUAUUGUAAUGCGUUGAAACACACUAACUGCCUUGUCUCAAUGUUUCAUGUAAAUAUCAAGUUGCUAAUAUGUAAGAAUUUGCAGGGGUUUCAUGGCAUUAUAUUUCCUUCAGGGAAAUGAUAUUGAAAUCAAAAUUGUUCUUGCUGUUUGUCCCAUUUGUUCAAAUGUGACAAAUGAUGUUUUGUCGUCUGAGAAAACUCUUAACCAAAGGAACAGAUACAAUCACAAAAGUAGGUAGCAGUCUUGACUUUGAUAUUUUAUUUUGUCAUGCAGUGUUAUUUGAUUGUUUACCUCUUUAUUGUUCUUUAUGCUUGAUUACAAACACGGAAUGCACAUAUGCAAAGAAUAAAAUGAUCGCUCUGUAUAUUUUAAGAGGACUUCGUGCAAUAUUGGAUGUUACUGAAGACCCGUGGGGCAUUUUAGGGCUAUGAAGAAGCACUGUAUAAUAUGAAGGAUACUUGAAUACGAGUUUGAUUGAUGUUCAAACCAAACGUGAGUCGAACAAACUGAAUAAUAUGAGCAGAGAUGACAGUUAUUGCGUUUUUAUGAGCAGGGCUGCCAGAACGUGUUGUUAUGAUGACACAGCUGUAACGUCGUAAAGGCUUGUACAUGUUUUGCCACACAGUUGUAACUGCUGGAGGUUUUAAAUACUUUUUCUUGUUAUCUAUCCUGUGCCUUAAAGAAAACCCGCUGUGUAAUUUUUGCCUUCUUAAUGUUAUUAUUUUGAAUGAUAUGACACCUCAUGGGUUUUGAGGAAUAAAUGGUUUCUCUUGUGAAAAUGG
This is a messenger RNA of Sebastes umbrosus (honeycomb rockfish), 3853 nucleotides long. RefSeq names its product extended synaptotagmin-like protein 2b (gene esyt2b). The transcript has 23 exons. NCBI's taxonomy places the organism in Eukaryota, Metazoa, Chordata, Actinopteri, Perciformes, Sebastidae. The coding region runs from base 209 to 2908 and encodes 899 amino acids. The record is from RefSeq and is a predicted model, not a curated record. Gene Ontology annotation, biological process: lipid transport. Gene Ontology annotation, molecular function: lipid binding.